This is a messenger RNA of Trypanosoma cruzi, 1245 nucleotides long. RefSeq names its product trans-sialidase, putative. Lineage: Eukaryota; Euglenozoa; Kinetoplastea; Trypanosomatida; Trypanosomatidae. The annotation marks the transcript as partial. The record is from RefSeq and is a predicted model, not a curated record. The transcript has a single exon. Gene Ontology annotation, molecular function: exo-alpha-sialidase activity.
GUGUACGUGUCGCGUGACAUGGGGACAACGUGGACGGAGGCAGUCGGGAAACUCUUGGGCGUGUGGGUCAACUCAGGAUCGGGAGCCUCUCAGGAUUCAAGCCUGCAUGUGGAUGCCCUCAUCACCGCGACCAUUGAGGGAAGGAGGGUCAUGCUGUACACUCAGAGAGGGAACUCCUUGGGGGAAAACGCCAAUCCGCUCUACCUUUGGGUCACGGACAACAACCGCUCGUUUCAUGUUGGACCGGUUGGCAUGGACAAUGCUGAAAAGGAGGAGCUUGAGAGCGCACUGCUGUACUCGGAUGGCAAGUUGCAUCUUUUACAACGGAGGGUCAGUGGUGAGGGCAGUGUCAUUUCACUUUCCCGCCUGACGGAGGAACUGAAGGAAAUUGAGUCCGUCCUCAGUACUUGGGCGCAAAAGGACAUUUUCUUCUCCAGCUUGUCUAUACCCACGGCGGGGCUGGUGGCAGUUUUGUCCGAUGCGGCCGGAGAUGACACGUGGUACGACGAGUACCUUUGCCUGAAUGCAACGGUUAAGAAUGCGGUAAAGGUCAAAGAUGGGUUUCAGUUGACGGAGUCUAACUCCGGGGUACUAUGGUCUGUGAACACUCGGGACAAUAAUUUGCGGCAUGUGUUUUUGAGCCACGACCUCACACUUGUGGCGUCGGUGACCAUCGAAAAGGCUCCGAGCGGGAAAACUCUACUGACUGCGACGUUGGGUGACACUAAUUACAAUCACACCAUGGGACUGUCGUAUACGGCGGAUAAGAAGUGGGAGACGAUAUUCAAAGGCGAUAAAAAACCAACAACGGAAAGCAGGCCUUGGGAGCCGAAGAAAGAACACCAAGUGGCACUCAUGCUCCAAGGCAAAAAGGCCUCUGUGUACAUUGAUGGUCGGUCGCUGGGGGAAGGAGAAGCGCUGCUAACAGAUGAGAAGUCACUUGAGUUUGUGCGCUUCUGCUUUGGUGCGUGCGUUCAGGAGUCAAGUCCGACGGCCGCCGGCCAGAAAACUAAGGUGACGGUUACGAACGUCUUUCUGUACAACCGUCCACUGAAUUCCACUGAGAUGCGUGCAAUCAAGGACAGGAUCCCCAUUCCGAAGAGAGGCCCGGGAUCACAGGUGGAGGGUGGAACGGAAAGGAGGCAUAUCCCUCGGAUUGAGGGUGUGCGAGCCAAUGCGCCUGUUGGGAGCGGACUGCUGCCGCUGCUUCUUCUGCUGGGACUGUGGGUGUUUGCGGCUUUGUGA